UGCGUGGGUCGCCAUGGGGACGGGGCUGUUCCCGGGGAGGCUGUGAUGGGUUGACAGGUGCGUGACAGUGGAAGCUGCUCUCGGCACAAGCAUGUACGGCAAAGGCAAGAGUAACAGCAGCGCCGUCCCGUCCGACAGCCAGGCCCGGGAGAAGUUAGCACUGUAUGUAUAUGAAUAUCUGCUCCAUGUAGGAGCUCAGAAAUCCGCCCAGACAUUUUUAUCAGAGAUAAGAUGGGAAAAAAACAUCACAUUGGGGGAACCUCCAGGAUUCUUACAUUCUUGGUGGUGUGUAUUUUGGGAUCUCUACUGUGCAGCUCCAGAAAGACGAGAAACAUGUGAACAUUCAAGUGAAGCGAAGGCUUUCCAUGAUUAUAGUGCUGCAGCAGCUCCCAGUCCAGUGCUAGGAAACAUUCCCCCAGGAGAUGGCAUGCCAGUAGGUCCUGUACCACCAGGGUUCUUUCAGGGACCGGCAGGUUCACAAUCUUCACCACAUGCACAGCCCCCACCUCACAACCUCAGCAAUCCCAUGAUGGGACCUCAUGGUCAGCCUUUCAUGUCACCUCGGUACCCUGGAGGUCCAAGGCCGCCAUUAAGAAUACCCAACCAGGCACUUGGGGGUGUCCCAGGAAGUCAACCAUUAUUGCCCAGUGGAAUGGAUCCAACCCGGCAACAAGGGCAUCCAAAUAUGGGUGGGCCAAUGCAGAGAAUGACCCCUCCGAGAGGAAUGGUUCCCUUAGGACCGCAGUCUGACCCUUGGUUAUCAUUACAGAAUUAUGGAGGUGCAAUGAGACCCCCUCUGAAUGCUUUAGGUGGUCCUGGAAUGCCUGGAAUGAACAUGGGUCCAGGAGGCGGUAGACCUUGGCCAAACCCAACAAAUGCCAAUUCUAUACCUUAUUCCUCAGCAUCUCCGGGGAAUUAUGUAGGUCCUCCAGGAGGGGGAGGGCCACCAGGAACUCCCAUCAUGCCUAGUCCAGCAGAUUCAACCAAUUCCGGAGACAACAUGUAUACUUUAAUGAAUGCGGUACCACCUGGGCCCAACAGACCUAAUUUUCCAAUGGGCCCAGGGUCAGAUGGCCCUAUGGGUGGAUUGGGCGGAAUGGAGUCACAUCAUAUGAAUGGAUCUUUAGGCUCAGGAGACAUGGACAGUAUUUCCAAGAAUUCUCCCAAUAACAUGAGCCUGAGUAAUCAACCAGGCACUCCAAGGGAUGAUGGUGAAAUGGGGGGAAAUUUCUUAAACCCUUUUCAGAGUGAGAGUUAUUCCCCUAGCAUGACAAUGAGUGUGUGAUCCAUUACCAAAUUUCCUCAUGAAAACCACAGUGAGUCAGCCCUCUUCACAGAACUACUACAGAAGAAAAUAUUUCAUCACAGUGUACAGUUUAAACAAAAGGAUCUCAGUCACAACCAAACCAACCUUUUUUUUUUUCCUGCUCUCUCUCCUACUUUGUGAAGAAAGCGGGUACAAACGUGAUUCAAACAACUGUAAGGAGUGGCAUAUUAGAAUUGCCCUAAACAGAACUGCAAACAAUUAUCUGUGUAUGUAUAUUGUGGGGAAGAUGAAUGUACUGUAUGUAUGUAUGUUCUAUAUACAUAUACAUGCACACAUGCAUACAUGUGCCCACAGGACAUUGUAAAAUAUUAUCACAUGACAUCUUAAGUAGAAAUAAGAAGUAGGGACUUUUAUUCCAUCUUUUUUCACGUUUACAUUUUAAUUAUUAAAAGUUGCUUUUUUCCCCCUGAACUAUUUUGUGCUGUGUAUAUCACUGCUUUAUAUAAGUUAUUUUUUAAGGUGAAUUCAGAUGAUAAGUUGUUAUGGUUUUGUAAAUGUCUGCAAUCAUGGAUAGGAAUAAAAUUGCUUAUAUGAGAGCUUUCAUUAAAUUGUGUUUGAUACAAGUUAUCCUGUGAAUCAUAAACUGUACUGUCUCAAGAAAUAGAAGAAAGCUUGUCCUAAUUUUUAUGUCAAAUUCUAACAAUUUUCACAUACCUUUUGAAGGUUUUGAAAUUACUUUUCUUCCCUAAUUGGGACUUAAUACAGUAUAUUUCUGCAAUAUCUAUUAUAAGAGGAAGUCUUGAAUUGUUUGAAUCAGUUUAUUCAGAAAAUAAGAAAGGACGAUAGAUGAGCCCCAGUUGCUUUUUAACCUGGCAAUAAAGAGGCAGGGGCUGUCCUGUUAUUGGCAGUGUAUUUUCAGUUUAAUGAGACCGAGCCCAGAAGUGGAUCUAGAACAACUGUUUGAAUGUUUUGCCUCUCAACGGAAAUACCAGACCUGGGCCCUUAGACUGAAAUCAGAUUCUUAAUCUAAUUGAAUAUUUUUACCCAGGCACUGUGAAGCAACAGGGAUGAAAUUGCUCUUAUGGCUUUAUGCACACAUGGAGGAUUUGGCUGCAUUGUCUAGGAACCACCACUGCUGCUUUAUGUUCUCUCAGCGUGUUCUGUGCCGCUGGCAGAAGGGAGAAGUGAGGGACUGCCAGUCUGGAUGUAUCAAUUCACCGACCACAGUCGGGUUCUGCCGUGACUCGGAUUUUUUUCCUGAUAAAUUGGGCAGCGGUGAUGUUGGCUUCGGCCUUUGCCUUCAUCAGGUUACUCUGACAUUUAGAGGCUCUCCAAGAGAUGGCAAGGGGAUGCUUUACCAGAAAAAAAAACGGCAAAACAAUUCUGCCUGCACUUGAAGUGGCUCUAUGUUCUUCAGCCCUUUGACAAAUCCAGUGCUUUGCUCUGCCUUGGUUAAAAAAACAAAACCCUGAGUGUUGCACAUUACCAGGAAGAGUUUCACUCCAUUCCCUGAAGGAGAGACAGGAGAGCCUUUUCUGAGGCCCAUCAGCAAUAGUAGCACCAAACACUUGACCUAGUGGAAGGGGUGGUUUGUCUUGGCUUCCCAAACUCGCCUGGAAAGGUUUGCACUGGGAGUCUUUCUGCUUCCUAAAGUAAAAUCCUACAGUUUGUAGGAAUGGAAGAGAUGAGCAGAGUAUUUGCUGGUUUUGAUCCCAAAUGACUUACUCAAGUCCCUAAUGAAGUAGCCCUCUCUGAAGAAUAAAGAUUUUGCCAGCGUAUAACUGAGUGCAGGACAGAAUUGUUCAGAGAAGAAGGGAAGUGAAUUAAAUUUAUGGCCUAGAUUUAAAUUGUAAUAAAAUGAGUGCCCAUUAAUCACAGAGCUCAAGAGCAGAAGAAUGUAUAUCAGAGAACGGCAUCAGGUCUUUGAGCUACAUAAAAAUCUGUCGAAUGAAAAAAAUCAAACAAAAAUGUCUUUAAUUCAGUUGUUAGAAUAGCCUGAAUAGAACAUUUUGCCAGAUAUCUGCUUUUUAUCUAAAGUCCUAAUCCUGAAGAUCUUUCUGAAAAGCUACAUCUUUAGCAAAAAUGAGAAACCCAGAGAGUUCUUUUACUAUCUACUAUUAUCUUAAAUUAUAUUAUAGUACUGUAUUUUUGCCAUUUUGUUGAUUCUUUGAAGUUGAUCUUGAUUUGUAUUUCUCUCUUAGAAGUGAAUUGUUUCUAUUGCCUCCAGGAAUCCCAAGCCUGAUUUUGCUGUCCUUAUCCAAGGUUAAUCCUGGAAUAGGUCCACCAUUACUGACUCAUGGUGUAAGAAAUACAAAAUUCAGUAAAUCGAAUUCUUCAACUCAUGCAUUUCCCUUUUCUCCACUGUUCAGUCAUUUCAGACAAUCAUUUCUUGAUCUCAAGCAAGAAAAAUAUUUGUCCAUGAGGGGAAAAAUUCCUCAGAAAUCCUAUACAGUAAAAAUUUAAGAUCUACUCAGUAAGAAUGCCUGUUUUAAAGUUAUCCAAACGAUACUCUCUCAUUUACACAAAGGGACAGAGUAUAAAUCUCAAGCAUAACGAUUUUGUUGUGUGAUUCAUUAACCCCAUUUUUACGACCUAUAGUGACACAGCUCGGCCUUUCUUGCACUCCUGUUUUCUGUCUCCACCCAAGGCCCCUACUGUAUUUUCUCACCUAAGUGACCCAUUUUUUGGCAUAAUUUUUGCAAUGCAAAAACAGGGAUGGGGCUAUUACAUGUGUCAGAUAAGAACAGUAAGGGGGGCAGGAAAACAAAGAGGAGGAACAAAGGAGGGGAGAAGGGAAAGGUUAGAAGAGCACUAGAGACUGCAUCUCUGACUUCUAUUACUGCUUAAAAUUAUGUGGUGAAAAAAAAACUUUUUUUUCCUCCUCAAAAAUCCAGGAGGGAAAAUUAUGUGUUGGAGGUAAUUAUGCGAGUAAAUACAGUAUCUUGACCUGAAUGCACACUUACUGUUAUUUGGGCUACUUUUAAACAUUUUACCACACGCAAGUGAUGAUAUCAACGACCCUCACCUUACACUUUCAUAUUGUACAUGAGCACAAUCUGUAAAUAAAACACCAAGAAUGAUAGUAGAACUGUGUGAAAUAUUCUUUCUCACAAGGAUUGCUCCCACCUCCAUGGUACGUAGGCUAAUCACAGAUUAAAGAACAUCUCAAGCCCUUUGAAGGUGAAUUAUUCCUUUUUAAAUUACCAGCCCUUUUUUUUGGCCUUCUUUUCCUUUGCUACAAGAAUACUGUAGCAAAAAGUUCACAGCUUAUGUGUGAGUCUUGGACCACUUUAUAAAGGUCAUCAGGUUUGGAUUCAGUUUGUUUCACUACAAAAUUCCAGAGUUUCCAACCUGAACUACACAGUAAUGUACGCUGAAAGAAUAAUGUCAUCCUUUUUCUUCCGACUUCACUUACUAUACUCUAUAGGGAUUUGACAAAGGACAAAAACAUACGUGGGAGAAUAUCAUUUUUAUUUUUGAGCACUGAUUUUUCCCCUUUGUGUCAUUAGUGUAGUAGAGUUACUGUAGCUGCCUUUAUUUAUUUGCUUAUUCAGAGCUCUAGCAUAAUGUCAACAGUAAUCUUUACAGGCUGUGGAAAAACAAUAAUGGAAGAUAUUCUCCUUCCGUGUAGCGCUAAGUAUAUUCUGUAUAUUUUUCUUUGUAUUGGAUUUCAUUGAAAAUGUAUGGAGUAUUACAGGAGGCUAAUUUGGUCCAGUGCUUAGUACCUAACUCUGAAAUUCUAGGGCUUCUGAGUACUGUUAGGUUUUUCGUUGGGGAGAAGAAGGGAGUUGGCUGCACUGCACUCAGGAAUGCAGUCUUUUCCUAAGUACUAUUUUCACUAAUAGCAUGUGAUUCCUAAAACAGAUUUUUUAAAACACUUUUUGAUAACUUGAGAAAUAGACUUAUUGUGAGUCUUUGGUCAACAGCAGUGCUAUUGGCUGUUAUUAUCUCAUAUGUAGUGAGAAUCUAGGAAUAGCCUAUUCUCAGCUCUGCAGGGUAAUGGUAGAUAGAUUGAAAGAGGCUAAAUUUAUCCUACAGAUCUCUGAUCCACUUCAUUUUAGCAAAUGAUCUUAGGGGCCUUCUCUAAGAGACCUUCUCGCAGAAAUGUAAAUGGGUAGCCAAAGUGACUGAUUUUAAUUUAACUUCUCACUCUGUCUCAUCCUACCUGGUGGCAGGCCACUUUAUCCAUCUUUAGGCAGACGAUUAGGGCCUACCAACAUCAGGGACCUACUGACAUCUCCACUGUCACCACCAUACAGGAGCAACGCUAGCAGAUAUGGGGCAGAAGAGGGUAUACCACAUGCUUUCAUUUUCAUUCUUUUUUUUUUUUAGGAUGGAGCUGCAAAUGAUAAGGGGCAUAGCCUCAGAGCUGGGUGCAACCUCAGUUCCCCCCAUUGUUCUUGACAGAUCAUCAAACCAUUUUGGUCUAAAAGUGUCUGUCUCUCCCUCUAGACUUUAAGCUCAUUAUGAGCAGAGAAGUGUCUGCCAAAUCUGUUGUACACUCCCAAGCGCUUAGUACAUUGCUCUCCACAUAGUAAGUGCUCAAUAAAUACCAUCGUUAGAUUGUCCGAUUAAAAAAAAUCAUUGCACAGAGAGGAGGGAGGAAGCUUUAGGCAAAGCUAGGACCCACUACUUCAUUGAGAUUCACUCUUUACAAGUGGGGGCCUUCAAAACAAAUAUCACAGCUCUCAAUUAGUGUUAUCAAAAGGCCCUAUUUCACCUUUUUUAAUUUGUAUGACAAAUUAUUGUUUCAUCGCAUUUGAUCACUAACCAAACAGGAUGAAGCAGAACUUUUUCUAUGCCCCCAUUUGAAAGCAGAGACCCAGGUUUAAACAUACAUCUGUUGAAUCCAACUUUGAAAUUUGGACUCCUAAGGAUCAGAUUUGAACAUAAGGUAUGCUAUAGAAUUUUCUAAAGAAAAUCAAAGGGUCCUGCCCUCAGGCAUAAGCUACCCUGUCACUUCACCAUCUUUCCUGUGGCAUUUCAUUUUGCAGACUUAGAGAUCUCUUUCAAGAGAGAUGCUUGUCAGCAUCCUUAUGAAUCAUUUCUGUGUCUUUCAACUAUUGUUUGGCAUCUUGCCCGGUUCCGUUUUCACUUCAGUAUAUCAACUAUAUUGUCUAUUUUUCAUUUAGAUGAAAUGUAACAGUCAUGUAUUGCAUUAUUACUUGGUGGUACUUUUGACCAACCCAUUGUGCGAUAUGCUAUAAAUUAUAGCUACCCUAUUUUACCACCCUGCCCUGGCUUAAUCGUCACUAGAGACCUUAUUUUUAUAUACAUUUGGACAGAUGGAUCUUUUGCCCUGUAUUUGAUUCCUACUUGAAGUUCUGAAGUGCAAUAAUUCCUAUUCUCAGUUCUUGCAAAACUGGGUUUAACGAAUCACAUGCAUAGUCUUUAGUUUAAAUCCUAUGCUAAAGUUUGGGGAUAAAUUACGGAUGAAAGUGAAUCCUUCCCUCUCUCUCCUCAAAUCCCCUAAAAUAAUAAUUUAGUAUUCAUGAAAGAUACCAGAGUGACAGUCCUCAAAUACGGGUAGAAGAUAGCAGCCAAGACGUUGACUUCUUCGACCUCCUCAACAUCCAUGCUAGUUUUGUCGCCCCAUCCUUACCGUGGAAGAACCGCACCUGAAGAUGAGAGGGUGAUUCAAUGUCUGUGGCUAUCAUUUUUUGCUGAUACAGUAGCGAUGAUACAGGCUAAUUUCAAUUAGUGAUUUUUUUUUUUUGCAUGGGUUAGGGGGUUCUCGUCCCAACAAUGCCACUAGCCUGCUGGGUUACUCUGGGCAAGCACCUUAACUCCCUGAGCCUCACUUGCCUCAUCUCUAAAAUGGGGGUGUCUUACCCCCACUCUCUUAAACAGGGGCAGAGGCUGUGGCCUAUCAACCCCAGCACUUAGCACAGUGCUUUUACAUAGAAUAAGCAUUUUAAAAACAAAUGCAAUUUUAAUUGUUAUUUUAGGACCGGGGAUAUUUGCCCACUAGAAACCAGGAUGACGAUAAUGUUUGAUUUCAUAUAGGACCAAAUUUUAGUCAUCAUCCUAUAUCCUAGUGAGAUCCUUCAGAUAGAAACUUCCAAAUCCCUUUGCAGGGUUCCUGAGCCACCCUUUCCUUUGAUGGGUUUGAAAGAUAAAGUUCAUACUGUAAUUAACAGGUAAGAAAGACAUAUCUCUGCUCAAGUUUUCUUUAGCAGAGAGAAAAUGAUUUCAUAAGAAGUUUCAAAUAAAUUUCGAUAUUCUUCCGAUUCUUCAUGAAGACAGUACUGAGUAUGAAUUAUAGAGUAUAACAAGGGUGUAUGUACAGCAGAUUAGGACUUUACAAGGAAGCUUUCCCAUCCUAUUUGGUAUCCCUGGGCCCAAAAUAUUCUCUUCCUUUCCCUGCCCUCUCUGAGUAUCGUGUCCCAAAUUGCACAUAUUUUCUUUAUCCCUUUUCCUUGAUAGGGUGGCUAUUCGCAGAAUAAAUGUUGUGCUUAUUUUUGAUUGCCAAAAUCAUUGAAUUUUACAAUCCUGCCCCUAGACACAUUUGGUCCUUCAUCUUUUAGAUUGCAUUUAGACCUGAAGGGCCACCAAGGUAAACUUUAAUAUUUGUAGGAAGGAGUGAUGUGGUUAAGGGUAUUUGUUCCAAGUUCAACUCAAAGCUGCACAGUCAAUUUUCCCCUCCUGCAUAACUGAGAGGUCCACAAAUAUCUGAAAAGAGCUGACUUUGGAUUCCCUUGAUGGCCCGUAGAAAGGGAAACUGGCGGCUGGUAUUACCAACAAAGUUUUCUUCAGCUAAGAAAUCGAGCUGCUCGUGGGCAUCAGUUAAAUGUAAUGAUCCAUCUAGUUAUUAAAAAAUAACUGAAAGGAUCUGAUUCAAUAAGGAAACCUGUUCAGUCUUCCAGAGUAUGAAAAGCAAAUCUCCUUCGAAUUCCAUCAGACCCUGGAAAAUGUCUCAAUCUAAACUAAUUAUAAUUGAAAUAAUUUGUGUGCAUGACUUUGUCUUUCUUAGGACUUUCUGUUUUUUGAAAUCUUCAGCUUUAUUUGCAUCGGGAUCUCUUUAUAUAAUUACUACAAACUAUAUAGUAGCAUAUUAGAAUAAUCGAAAGGGCAUGUUGGUGUUUCAAACCGAAAAGGGAAAAAUCUUUAUAUGUAGUUAGAAAUAUUUCUUUUUCAUGCACACAGUAGCUGUCUUUAAUAGUUUACCUGAUAGUCAUAAUUUUAGAAUUUGAAACUGGGUUUUUGUUCUCAGGACAUGUUAAAUUGUUCAUUCUUGAGUCUUCCUGGAAAUAGUAAUAUGGUGUUAUUUGUAAAGUUUUUGAAAUGCAUAAUUUUAUGCAUAAAUCUAAUUGGUGUCUAGGUUGACUUUUAGCUUUCUUCUGUUUCUUAAUUUAUUAAACCACUGCCCACAGCUACCUAAACAUUUUUGUAAAUUUACUCUCUUUUCCUGUAUUUUUAAUUGUUCCGUCAUUACAAUUUCCACUAUCGAAGGAUAGCAGCUUCACCAUUUUUAUCCACACAUACAUCUGGCCACUAUUUAUCAUUUGAAUUUCUGUAACGGGAAAACUUGCCAUGAAAAUGUACAAAGAUAUCCUUUUAUUGGGUACAUGUUUUCACAUUUAAUAAAAGUAUAGCUUUCAUUUAUAAUUUCCAACCUUUCAUUUCUAGCAACUAUUUCAUUACUGUUUGGAAAAGAGAUUGAAAAAUAAAUCAAACCUUUGCAAUUGAA
Ornithorhynchus anatinus (platypus) is the source of this 8957-nucleotide messenger RNA. RefSeq names its product single stranded DNA binding protein 2 (gene SSBP2). Gene Ontology annotation, cellular component: nucleus. Gene Ontology annotation, molecular function: protein binding; single-stranded DNA binding. Lineage: Eukaryota; Metazoa; Chordata; Mammalia; Monotremata; Ornithorhynchidae. Gene Ontology annotation, biological process: positive regulation of transcription by RNA polymerase II. The transcript has 18 exons. The record is from RefSeq and is a predicted model, not a curated record. The coding region runs from base 92 to 1285 and encodes 397 amino acids.